CGUACACGGGGCGGCACGGCCGCCUCUCCCCGCGCAGCCGCCGCUCUGCCGGCGGCCGCCAUGGAGGAUGUCGGCUCGGGCGUGAACGCGGACGCGGAGGUGCGGAAGCUUCAGGAGCUGGUGAAGAAGCUAGAGAAGCAGAAUGAACAGCUUCGCAGCCGCCACGGCGCCUUGCCCGCCGGUCCCGCCAGCCCCAAGCGCCUGCCGAGCGUCGGGCCCUCCUCGCCGCCCCCCGCCGCCUCCUCGUCGCCCGACGGGCGCUGUCUCAGCCCCAGGGCCGCCGCCCGGCGUUCGCUCCCCGAGGAGCCCGGCGGCGGCGAGGCGGGCAGUGGCGGCAACGGCCUCCUGGACGACGCGGCGGUGCUCAGGCCGGAGGAGCUGGAGCGGCUGGCCGGCUGCGAUGAGGACGAGACCGGCUGGUUAUAUACAUCUCCAAAGAAAAAACUGAAUCCACUGCAAAGUGUCAGUCCAUUGGUUUGGUGCAGACAGGUACUGGAUUACCCAAGUCCUGAUGUUGAAUGUGCUAAAAAGUCACUGAUCCACAAGCUGGAACAAACAAUGUCAGCUCUCAAGAGACAGAGUUUGUACAGCAGCCCUUUCAGUGCAGUCAGUUACGCAAGCUCCUACAGUCCAAAUACUGGUAGCCCCUACAGCAGUGGCUUCAACUCUCCCUCCUCAACACCAGUGAAAUCUGCUUUAGUCAAACAGCUCAUACCUCCUGGUACCUCAGGUCAUCUUAAAAUUUCAGGAGAUAGAAAUCCUCCACUAAGUCCACAGUCUUCUCUGGACAGUGAAUUAAGUGCAUCAGAGAUGGAUGAAGACUCUAUUGGGUCUAAUUACAAGCUAAAUGAUGUUACAGAUGUGCAAAUUUUAGCACGAAUGCAGGAAGAAAGCCUGCGGCAAGAGUAUGCAGCCACAGCUUCUCGGCGUAGUUCUGGCUCCUCUUGCAAUUCCACCCGGCGAGGCACGUUCAGCGACCAGGAGCUUGAUGCACAGAGCUUAGAAGAUGAGGAAGAUGGCACACAUCACACAGUGCACCCUGCUGUUAGCAGGUUUUCACCAUCACCUCGCAGUUCUCCCUGGCCUUCACCAAAACAAUCUCCAAGAAACUCACCUCGCUCCCGAUCACCGGCUCGAAGCAUAGAGUACAGUAGAGUGUCACCACAGCCUAUGAUUAGCCGUUUACAGCAACCUCGUCUUUCACUUCAAGGCCAUCCUACAGACUUGCAAACUAGUAAUGUCAAAAGUGAAGAAAAACUAAGGCGUAGUCUUCCAAACUUGUCCAGGACAUCUAACAUCCAAGCUGAGUCUGUGAAAAACAGCAGAAGUGACUCAAACUUCCAAGUGCCAAAUGGAGGAAUACCUCGCAUUCAACCUCAAGCCUCAGCCAUACCUUCUUCGAGUAAAUUCCGCUCGCCUGCGGCACCGUCUCCCUUAGCUCUUCGACAACCAGUGAAAGCGUUCGGUAGCCAUGCACCGGGCUCAGUUGCUUCUCCAGAAGCCGCACAGCUGACGCACAGUAGUUCUUCACCAGGGCCUCUUGCAGCCCAGAGCUCAGGCUUGCCAGGCCCUGCCAGCAGUAUUAACAGCACUACUCUUACCAGACCAGCAGGGAUGAGGAGUGGUUUGCCCAGACCCAGUGCCCCUUCCACAGGGGGCAUCCCAGUGCCUCGUAGCAAACUUGCACAGCCUGUUCGCAGAUCAUUACCCACUCCCAAGACAUAUAGCAACGUGAAAGAUGAGAGUUGGAAAGAUGGCUGCUACUGAUCUGCACAACUUAAUGCAGAUUUCCAGUGCUCAUGGAUACUUCCUCACCAGGCUAAAAGAUUAAACAAACUGUUCAGAUGUGACUCUUGGAAUUUGUAAAAAUUCCAAACCUCUCUGUCUCUAAUUAGCACAAACUGGCAGAGAUUAUUAUAAAGCAGCACUUUAAUGACAUCUAACAUCAGAUGUUUGGUGGUCAUACAAUCACUUCUACAUUAAAUUGCUAUCAGUUCUGGGGGCUUUUUAUUGCUUGCUAAAAAUGUUAUCAAUAUGAGCAUUUAUGAGAGUGGCCAAUGUCAAGGCAAAAAAGAAUGAAAGCCAAAGAAAUGCCCAUCUGAAAAACAGCAAGGAUAACUAUCAACAUACAUUAUCCAAAACUUCAUUUUCAGCCUGUUUUAACUCAGCAGAAGAUUGGUGAAUAUGUACUAUUGAAACAAGGCUACAUGAAUCAGGACUAAUGUUCUGAUUGGAGACUGCUACAGUGCUAGGGAAAUGUUGCUUUUAACAAUUGUAUGAGAUCCCAGCUGGGACUGGAUUUGUCCUUCAGUACUGCAGGAAGAAUCAGCAGUUACUCUGGAGAAUUAGACAGAACAGGGGGUUGUAGCCAUGACUUUUAUCACAUUAAAGGUUUCAGUGUAGCAGACACACAAUGCAAUAGUACAGAUUGCAUCUUUCCUAUGUUGAUUUAUUGGCUUUACCUAUUCCUAUGUUUGAUCGCCAAAAGGGCUUAGUAUCAGUUGUACAAUCUUUCUAACCUGAAAUUCCUGUCUCAGGAAAGAUGGCCUUCACUAUUGUAGCCGCAUUUUUAACACAUGGCUUGCUAUUUGGGGAAAACUUUGUUAAUAGCAGGUUUCCUUGCAAAAGAAAGAGCAAGUGAUAAUUUUGAUUUGUUAUAAUACCAUACCGCAUAUACUUGCAGCCUGCAGCAACUGUAAAUGCUGAUAGUUAAGGAGAAGGAAACACAACUAUGCACUUGUAACAUACAAAUUUUAAGGAAAUUAGUUGACUCUUGAUGCCAAAUGAUAUUCAUUUAGGUGAUGUUCCAUGGUAUGAGGGAGUUUUCUGUAUCCUAUUUUUUUACUUUCAUCCAUUUCUUAAAUUGGUUUAUUUUAAAUUGUAAAUAUUUUUACAGAAGAUAUUGCCCAUGUAAGUGUGUUUAAAUAUAUACUUUGCCUUACAUAUGUGUUUCUUACAUUACUGGUAACAGAGUAUGAAACCUGCUGUGUCUGUUUACAAGCUAUUAAACUCCUCUGGUGCUCUGACCUUACUCAAAUACAUUUUGCUCAGAACAACUGAUAUAUUUAGCAUUGAACCAUUGUUUUCUGUUUUGGAAGACAUGCAAAAAUCUGUAGCUAAAGUUGUAUUGGGUGGGACUAGUUAAGUGGAAGGGAUUUUGUUUUGAAGGUUUUUCAAUAUUUUGGAUGUACAGUUGAUGAAGUAAGAGAAUGUGAAUGGUAUAUCCUUUGUGCAAUGACUGACAAACACUACAAGUCAGAUUGGAUGGUAGGUAGCCUUCAACCCCAUUAGUUAGUGAAUUUGGGACUGGUGGUGUAUUUUGCCUCCCACCACUAAGAGGAUAACUAAUCCUGAAAUUCUAGCACUUGAAUUUUAGGCCAACAUUAACAUAUUCCUGGAUGAAAAGCCAUGCAAUACUACUUGACUUGGAAGAAACCAAAUAGGAAGGAGUGGAGACUAACUUGCAACUUAAACUACUCAAGCAAGCUCUGGGUUGUUGGGUGACUUCACAUUCAAGACCAAGAUCUACGCUAAGAUUUUAAAGAUUUCAAAGAUUUCCAAGUUGGGGUGUCAAAUAUACUGUAAUUGUCAGAUUCCAGCAGAAGCCACCUUUCACCAGUACAGAGUAGUACAUACCACUAAUCUAGCCUUGAUUCACCUGCAGGUACAGGGAAUGGAUGUCAGUAUCUCACAUCACUGCUCAGCAGAAGACAGGACUAGAUCAAAUGUGCAUAUUCUCAGUAAAGCCUGAGUUUUAAUAUUUCAGCAUUUUACAAAUCAAUGCUGCAGUCUUCACUGAAGAAAGGGGAAUUUAAAUUGAUGGAUUUUAUCAAACUUUGCUUGACUUAAAAAUUUUGAAAGUCAGUUUAGAUGACAAUAUUGGGGUUUUACCAUGGCUGCAUCAAACUUGUGUACGUUUCCUUAAGUUAAGUAAUUCAUUGCUUGGGUAAAUUCAGCUUGAGUUUUAUAGGGAUGUUUCUCUGCUAUUCCCCCCAAAAUACAGCAAAUGACUUCCUGAGAAGACAGACUGUCUGUUUGCUAAAAAGCCUUUGUGCAUUACCAGUAUAUGAUAUCAGGAAAUCAUGGGGCUCUGUGUUUAGAGAUUUACUGCAGAAUUGUGGAAAUAUGGAUUUGAUAAAAUAGUGCCUAUGAUUUACUUAACUUAUGUUUGAUAUAGUAGUAAGGGGUUAUGAAUGUGGAUUACUUUUUGUGCCAACAGCUUGGAAUUGAUGUAUGUGUGUAGGCAGAAGGAUUUAUUCUGCUCCCAAAGUUAUUUAAUUUUUUUUGUGUUUGAAUGUUUUUGUAAGUGUUAAAAGUGUAAAAAAAUAUAUAAAAUAUUCUUACCACAAAAUACUCCCUGGAUCAUUAUUUUUACAUCAAAGUUUUAAAAACUUUUAGAAAUUUAGAUAAUAUUAUUUUAUGGCUUUUUUGUCUGGUUGGUUGGUUGGUUGGUUGGGUUGUUUUUGAGGAACUGUAUUCACUUUUCUAGAGGUUACCAGUAUUGGUUUCUGCCCACUGUAAUUCAUGAACUGAAUACAACACUGUAUUUGGGUGAAAUCUGUGAUUUCACUGACAGACAGAGGUGGAGUUGUGCCUCUGCUCUGGAAAGAUACUGCGUAGUUCAGACUUACAUGAAAAACUAUUCUAAAUUUUCAUCCAGCGUGAUUUGUGUGGGCAGUUUGAAGUAUAUAAGCCUGCCUUUCCCUUUUUUCAGGAUUUGUGCUCAUUUCAGACCACCACAUGAAACAAAUUUUAAUUUUGAAAAUUCUGGAAUUUAUGCAGAAAAUUGAGCAACGUAGAAGUGUACUUAAUAAGCCCCCUUGGAACUGAUAAAAACACAUUUUAUCUACCUUCUACAUGAAUGCCUCCAUCUUUGGCUUGCACACAAGCAUGAAGUUUUGAACUUGGUAUCUUUCUGUAAUCUGCAAUGGAGGCAAUGGUAAUAUGAAUGCCAUAUUUGUCUUAUCUUGGUAUUAAUAACAGCAGGUUUAAUUAUAUUUGGUAGCCACUUAAUAUUAAAUUUAGCAAAAUUUAAGCUGUAAAACUUCUAAUUAAUUGUUUAUCCCAGCAUAGUCCCUUAUUUUGUACUUAAGCCAGUAGGUUAAAAUGUUUCCCCCUAUGUAUUUAUAUAGAACUGGCUUCAGACCUGCUGCUUCUAAAAGGUGUUGUCACUUUUUAAUCGUGCAGUCAAGUAACAUUUGCCCCACUCCUUCAGCAAAGUAGAGCAGUGUCAAAAUCUGGUAAUUAAUAGCCUUUUGCCCUUCUCUUUUAGUAGGUUUCUGUAACAAGCUCUUCUAUAUUAAACUGUUGUUUAUAAUUAGUAUCAUCACCAUAUUGCAAGACCAAAGAUUAGAAAUAAUAUUUUUCUCAGUUCUCAUUCUGUGGGAAGGUGUGACAGCUCCUUUGGGUUCUCCUACAUUUCAUGUGUGUUCCCCUCUAGAGAGUGACUGCAGUGGUGAAGGAAAAAAAGCAAUGAACAUUUAAGGAGGCAGAAGGCUGAAAAUGCUUCUGCUUCCGGUCUUGAGAUGUCUGCACAAUUUAAUAAUUUAAACUUACUUUUUCUUUCUCAGAAGUAUUUGCGUUAAAACAGGUAUGGGAAAUGACCAUAUCAGCAGUAUUGUCUGCAGUUGUCCCUCUUUUGAUUGGAACAGAACAAACCUUAGAUGUAAUGUUUACUUUUUAAGUAAAACAGGCAACAUGUGAAGUUGCUUUGAUUUAAGAAACGAACUAGAAGCCCUACCUGCUCCUGACUUGCAUUUAUGCAGCUGUGCAAUCCGAGUCUGACACCUACAGGCAGCCUGUCUGUACUCGUCUUGCUUCAGGAAAGUGAGGCUGGGAUUCGGCUGCUGUCGGGAACAUUCAUGUUUUACACACAGCUGCCCAGUGAAAAAGAUGCUUUUGGCUUUAAGAUGAACCGAAAUUCCACCAGACUCACUCUCUACAAGAUUUUUUACAACUGUUUUCAGCUGUGAUACCACAUAGAGUUCUGCUGUGUGUCGUUUGUCCUCUUUGCAUUAAAUGAUAAAUUCUGUUGGGACCACGUUAAGCACUUUGAAGGACACAAAAUUGUAACUGUAGUGAUUAAGAUGAUUUGUAGCUCUUCAGCAUUUAUUUAAAGGAUUUAAGGAAGAGGUAGCAAAAAUUACUUCUUACCAGAAAAGUGAUUUUUUAACUUGGUGUAUCAUCCACCUGUUACAAACUGAAUUUAAAAAAUAAAAAGAAAAAUUUAAAAACUGGAA
Molecule: messenger RNA, 6239 nt
Organism: Catharus ustulatus (Swainson's thrush)
Lineage: Eukaryota; Metazoa; Chordata; Aves; Passeriformes; Turdidae
Gene: SLAIN2
Product: SLAIN motif family member 2
Biological process (GO): cytoplasmic microtubule organization; microtubule nucleation; positive regulation of microtubule polymerization
Cellular component (GO): microtubule plus-end
Source: RefSeq, a predicted model, not a curated record